AUGGUUUAUCUGUUACUGGCACUCGGCCUGGCAGCGCUUCUGGUCGGCGGUACUUUACUGGUGCGCGGCGCAUCCGGUAUUGCUGCCGCAUUCAACGUACCCAACAUGAUCAUCGGCCUGACUGUUGUUGCAUUUGGCACCAGCAUGCCGGAACUGGUGAUCAACGUCACAGGUGCCAUCCGAGGUGAAACAGAUAUCGCCUUCGGUAAUGCGGUGGGUUCUAACCUGGCAAACUUUGGUCUGGUACUUGGCAUUGCCGCCAUCAUGUCGCCAAUUUAUCUUCAAGGUCAGGUUGUACGGCGCGAAGUACCGUUCCUUUUACUGGUGACCGCCAUAUUAAUGGUGAUGGCCUGGGACAUGCCACUUAACGGCACCACACCAUUGAUCGACCGCAGCGACGCCAUCAUUCUGUUCUUGAUGUUUACUGUGUUCAUUUAUUUUGUCGUGCGCGAUGUUGUUAAAGAAUCAGGUGACCCGGUGUUCGCUGAAGCUGAACACUUUCCGGCACCUGCGCGCACCGGGUUGGUAGUGAACAGCGCCGCGUCGGUAGCAGGUAUGGCCCUGUUAAUGGUGGGCGGCACGCUGACCAUUGAAAACGGCUCAGCUAUUGCCAGGUUGCUGGAAAUGCCAGAAGUUGUCGUCGGCAUUUUCAUUGUUGCGGUAGGUACCAGCUUACCUGAAUUGGUAACCUCGGCGAUCGCGGCUUACAAAAAAGAAACUGACCUUGCACUGGGCAACAUCGUCGGUUCUAACAUAUUUAACUCGUUGGUCGUCCUGCCUGCUGCAGCCAUAAUUGUACCCAUACCGAUUCCAAAGGGGGGCGACCUGGAUCUGGCCGUUGGCUUUGCUUUUGUGCUGGUUGUUAUUCCCUUGUUUUUAUUCAGCGGUGCUCGCCUCGGAAGGCGCGCGGGCGCGGCCAUCGUUGCCACCUAUUUUGCCUAUAUGAUUUACCGGAUUCAAGCCCAGGCUGCCAUUGAUACCCGCCAGGGAUUACUCAAAGUUGUUGUCAGCUACUUCGGACCGAUCGUUGGCAUGGCCAGAGGGCAGAUCCCUUACGAUGCCGACGUCGUGAAAAACAACGCCGAAAAAGUGGCCAUGUUACUACCUAUGAUUCCUGACGUUUUUCGCAAAGACACUCGCGAAUCGGGUUUAGAAACAGAAGCGCUGAAUGAAAUCUGGGACAACAUGGGCGAUUUUCAGACAAAAACCGAUACGGCGACCGAGCGCGCACUGGCACUGGCCGCAGCAACAGCUGACGGACAGGAAGCAGCGAUGAAGGCGUUUGGUGCUCUGGGCGCAGGUUGUAAAGGCUGCCACGACGACUACCGCCAACAAAACUGA
Messenger RNA from Symbiodinium necroappetens, 1341 nucleotides. The record is from the annotation of a GenBank genome assembly. NCBI's taxonomy places the organism in Eukaryota, Dinophyceae, Suessiales, Symbiodiniaceae.